AUGCAAAUAUGAUCAUUUAAGUGUAAAAAUGCACCUUUUAACUCAUAAAAAUACUGAUUUAGUGGAGAUUAAAUAAAGAAUCUUUUGGACUCAACACCUUCAUUAUAUAAGAAUCGCAUAUUGGACUACAUAAAGGCGAGUUUGAUUUUCUUUUUUUGUUUUUUUACGAUUUCAUUCAUUUUGGUAUAAGUGUUGUUUUCUGCUAUUGAAAUGGUUUAAGAUAUUCGACUUCAUGUUAACUUGUAGACAAAGUUUCUGAUACCAUCUACCGAGUCAUCUCAGAACAAAAUAUUGAGUGGUGUUGGGGAGAGAUUAAGAGGUUACAAGCGUUCCUUACGACAGAUAUAUCUUAGGAAAGGUUUAACAAAGGAAGACUUGUAUAAGUUACCCCUUGCUCAGUCAUGCACUGAUGGUCUCACACGUCCUAGUGGAGUGGAUGAUGCCAUGUGGACUGGCUUUGUCACUUUGUGCUUUUCACAAGAGUUUGAGGUUAGCCAAAUUAUUUAUUGACAUUAAAAGUAUGAAUGAAUGUAUUAUAAAUCUAGAUGUGGAGUAUGAUUUUUAAAUGUAUAAGUGUAUCAUUAUAUUUAUAUGCAGAAGAAGUCGUUGCAUGGGAAGAAAGCAAAUCAAAGUUUUGCAAUUGGUUUUGAUAAGUUUGUAUGUCUGUGAAUCUAUUUAUUUCACUCUUUUUGGUUAAUAUUCAAGUUUAAGAUACAUUACAAAUGAACAAGCUUUUUAUGUAUUGGUGCAGGAAAGGCAACAUGGAAGAGAACCUGGUCCUAUUGAGAGGUUUGUUAAAACCCGCGAGAAGAAAGAUAAGACAUUCCACGAACCCAUCACAACACAAUUUGUGGUAAAGACAUAUAUAUAAUUCAUUUAGGCAUUAUUCAGGUGGAGUAUAACCUUUUAAGUGAUAACUAAUGAAUUUUUUUUGUGAGUUAGAAGUCAGCCAUUGAUAUUGUUAAAGAGAAGACAGGAUUAUGUGAAUUUUCAGAGGCAACUAAAAAGGCAGAAGAAAUUGCUUAUACAAAACUAAUGGGUCCUAUACCAGAAAAAGGUAAAGUUGCAGGGCUAGGUCGUGGAGUAUAUGCGAGAGAUUUAUGUAAACGUGGAUGUGAGGCUGGAUCACCUGCUGUGGUAAAGCUUUCAAAAAAAAUGCAAAGAAUGGAAGAUGAAAAUAAAAUGAUGCGAGAUCAAAUUGCCGUUCUAAUGUCUAAAUUUGGCGAUCAUGGUUCAGUACAUGAUUCACCGCUGAAUGGAGGUAGCUUUCAUGAAGUAUUGAGACAUGAUACAUCGAUAACAAAGAGCGACUAUCGUGAAAGAUCAAGGAAUAACACACUCUGUCCUCAUGAUUCGAUCCAUAAACCACCGCUUAGGAAAGAAGGUUCUCUUGAAGGCUCAAUGCCUGGUACACCCACCGAUUUUGGUUCAGGACAUGUUUCACAUUUAUCAUGUGGUGCCCAUUUCAACUCUAAUGCUGCAGGUAUGGACAAAUAGGUCAGUGGUACUUGACGUCAUGUAAUUAUUUUAUAUUUUAACAUUUCCUAAUCAUAUUUUUUAAGAUCACCUGCAAGAAAGAGAUUUAAGUUCAUCAAAACAGCUCAACGAAAUGGAAUGUGGACUGAAAACACAAACAAUGACAAUGUCGGUAAGUGUUUGUCAUGUUUAAUUGCCAAAUUCAAGUUUAAUGAAAUUUGAUCAAAACUUUACAUAUGGUAGUUCUAAUUUAUACUUGUCUUUUAAACUUGUUGAAGUCAUCAAGGAGUAAAAGAGUAUUUUCUCAAAGAGAUGUGGGUGAACAUAGGCCUUCACAAGCCUAUGUUCCAAUGUCUACUGAUUCUUUCAUGUCUCCUUCUCGACCACCAAAAUCGAGUGCUUUUGAACAUGAU
Cuscuta campestris is the source of this 1889-nucleotide messenger RNA. The record is from the annotation of a GenBank genome assembly. NCBI's taxonomy places the organism in Eukaryota, Viridiplantae, Streptophyta, Magnoliopsida, Solanales, Convolvulaceae.